Molecule: messenger RNA, 2196 nt
Organism: Chara braunii
Lineage: Eukaryota; Viridiplantae; Streptophyta; Charophyceae; Charales; Characeae
Source: the annotation of a GenBank genome assembly
GGAGUGGGUAUGACGGAUGAAGGGAAAGUUCGUGGAAGUUGUGGCGGCAAACCCCCUGAGGAGGCAACGGCAGUUGCCGAAACGCAGUGUCGGGGACGCUGAUUCUGAAUGGUGUACUUCGCUCAUUUUAAACCAUUGUUUGAGCUUGACGAUUAUGUGUACUUGACGCGACGAAUGUUGCAUACGGCUUGCUGAGUAAUACUCUCUUGCUUUCUUUACCUAAACUACUUACUCCGCACGUGAACAGUCUUGGAAAGAAAUUGCUCAGACGGGUGAGCGUGUUUUAUUAUCCUAUCGGACAUUUUGUAUAUGCUAACGCGAGGAAGAAGAUCAGUGACAAUGAGUGACCAUAGAGAGUACGACAGAAGGGACCGGCGAUCGAGUAGCCAAGACCGAGGGAGUUACCGUGGUGUGGAACGUGGACAGGAUGCGGUUGGAGAGAGGUCCUACCGACGCUCGCCGCCAAGAUGUUUCGCAUGCAAUGAACGUGGGCACUACGCAAAUCAGUGUAAGAACCGGUGGAGGGCGAGAGAAGACCGGCCAUCAACCUCAUACGAGACAAGGCGGGGAAGAUCGAUAUCACCAAGGGGCGAUACAAGGGAAUCGACGGUUAAGGAGGUUGAUAAGCUACAACUUCAGAUCAAAGAACUUAAUAAGAGCCUCGCGUCAGUCUCGGAGUUUGUCCAGAGCGAGAGGGCGAAGAAGGAGGCGGAAGAACAAGCAAGACGAGAAGCCGAGGCGGAGGAACAACGCAAGGUGGCUGAGAAGAAAGCUAAGGAGAAGAAGGAGCGGAGGAGGCUUGAGAAAUUGCAGAGGGAACAAGAAAGAGAUGCAGAACUAGAGAAGAAGAUGGAGAUGCAGCUCGCUAUGAAGACGGGUGAUUUCUUCGGACCAGUCCUGAACGUCGUGAGGAAGGCAAAGGCCAAGAAGCAAGUGGUUACCAUAUCCGACCAUGAUUCGGAGUCUGAACAUGGAAGUCAUGGGAGCGACACUGAAGGCAUCCGCACACAAACCCGGAGAUUGACGAUUAACGAGAAGAGAAAAAGAGGACCUGAACCUGCGUUCGAAGAUAGUCCACCGAUGCUGACGCCGGCUAAACGCACACCACGUGGAGCAAAGGAGAAAGGAGCAGCUGCUGCCGGGCGAGUCGCACGGUCCAAAGCGAAACUGAAGACGAAGUUGUCCCCGUACUUGGCCAGGAUGAAGAAGACCCCGGGGCAACCGGGCACAGUGGCUAAAUUGCGAUACCGCAACCAAGCCAUGGAAGAGCUACGCAAUUUGGAUGCACAGGAGCUGCAAGCGAUAUGCAAGGAGGAAGGUAUUGCAUACAAUGGAAAAGUAGAUGCCAUUUUUGACAUCGCAAGGCGUCUGCAACGGGUUAAUCGCAUGAUCGAGAAGAGGGGUUGUGCGACUGAGGUGGAGUCGGCUUCCUUUGAUAUAAAGGAAAUGUUCAGCCGACUUCCCCACGAGGAUAUUAGGGAUGCGGUGCACUGGAUUGUCAAGUAUUACCAGGAGAAGGGCCUGGAAUUUGUGAGGGUUAACACGAGGGGUAGAGGAGCAUCAUUUGGAAAGACGACGGGGGCGGACCAUUGGAGACGCCUAGAGUUGGGGGAUGUGGUGAAGCUUGUGGAUCUUGAACUCGGCCACACGUACACAAAUGCAACGGGCGUGCUACUGAGACAAGUCGUCGAUAUCCCAAUGGGGAAGAGCACAAGCCCUCCUUUGGCAUGUAUCUUGUGUGCUAUGGCUGAGUCGAAGUUUAUCAACAGUCUCGGGAGGUACAGGAGGCAGGUGUUUGGCAUCCGGCUGAUCGAUGACGUUAUCUUAGUGACAACCUCAUUACCAGCUCACAUCAGAGAGGAGAUCUUGUGUCGGUUUGAUGUCUGUUAUCCACGGAAUCUGAUACUGAAGAGAACAGACAGCGGGUCUGGGGUGCUGCAGUUCCUCGGUUGCGAGAUUCGGACGAAUCAGACUUUUCCUUACUUGGGAUGUGUGCAAUUGGUCAAGAAUGAGGACACUAUCUGGGAAGAGGAGAAGUUGGUUUUUCAAAACGGGCAGUCUUUCUCCUCAUGGGGGAGCAAGCAGCUCAAGAACGCGAUUAUCUACAGACACCUCCAUAGAAUUGAUCGGAACACAACAAUUUGAAGCGAGAUACCAUUGAGGGUUCUGGCGGUCAAAAGGGAGUUGCGUUUGAAG